AUGGUUAACACCACCGUUCCCGCACCCUCCGCGGCCGCCCAGGAGGAAUGGCCAGAUGCGGAUUUCGACCUGGCCGACGAUGAGCCGCUGAGCGCGCGGGUCGCUUCCCACGUGCAGGCAGAUGACGAAGAGGAUGAGGACUGGGAUCUGGACAUGGACCUCGGCAAGACCGGCGGCGCAAAGGCGCAGGCUGUGGUUGCGGGCAUUGCCGCACGAUCGAGCUCGGGUGCGCUGCGUGGGAUGGUCACCAUCAGGCCGCCCAUCGCCGCGACGUCCAUGUCCGUCUCGGAAGAUGACGAGGACGAGGAGGGGCUCUCGACGAUCAAAAUGGCCACCCUCAGGCCGUCCGCACCGCCGUCGCAGCAAGUGCAGCCACUGCCGAGCCUGGCCGUGCCCGAGGAGGACUUUGAGGCGGAUUUUGAUUUAUCAGGCGAUUUGACUCAGCUGUCGUUGAGACCACUGUCCCACCAGGGCAGCAAGAGUUCGCUCGAGUGGGGGGACAAGGACCAGACGUCGUCUUCUCAGUCCAGCGACGCCUACUCGACUCUCGGCUUUGACCGCCACUCGAUUUCUUCAAAUUCGACACAGCCCGAGUCAGGAACGGAGGAUGACGACGAAGAGGACCUCGACGGCCUUGUCAUUCCCUCGUCCAUUUUCGACUCUGGCAAGGCGGCGAAACAUCUCGCGCGCGUGCUCGAGCAGAAGAAGGUCCUCGCAGAGUCGCCUGCCGCGCCCACCAAAAUUGCGAGCCCGAACCCUGAGGAUGAUUUCGAGAGCGGGCUCGUGAUUGACGACGAUGCGGACUUUAGCCCUUCACGCCUACGGCAGGCGCAACUGCAGGCCCGCCGUUCGCCGCUUGCGCCUCGCGCAAAUUCUCUGCCAACCAGGUCAGGUGCAAGCUCUCGCCCGCCUUCACGGCUCCGGGCUGGCGCCAAGUCCCCGAUCUACCCUGGAAACCCGCCACUGUCCUCCCAACGGGCGCUCGAACGGGCAAACAGGAUGUCGCCCUCACCGCCACCACGUGUUACGCCCGUGCGCUCCCAAUCUGCAUUGCUCGCGCCUUCUGCCGCCACAAACAAGCCCGGCAGCCUCCGGGGCCAAAAGUCCCACACUGGCUUGAACCCCUCUCCGACCUCGGCGACGGCACCGCGCAGACUUACUCGCAAGGCUUCAUUGUCUUCGCUCAUGGAUACCGGCCUACAGCCUCCCACCAGCGCCACGGCCGGCCCUUCUUCCGGAUCUCAGCCACGCUAUGACGCACCCACAGCCGCGUCUCGUGCUAGGGUCCACGGCACUACCGGCCGUAUCCGUACCAGCCUCGAGCAGGCCGUGCCCCCCACGCGGCCGAGCACACCUUCAUCUUCGGGCGCGCUACGCCUCACGAUGCCCACGAAUUCAUCGAGGCUCAAGACGCGUCCGCCAAUCACCUCCGUUUUCCCUUCACCCAUCUACCCCAACGGGCGCACCUCUCCUCUACCCAAUCGCCCGCCCUCUUCGCUCCCCUUGCGCGCUCAACGCGCUUCGUCUCAGCAGCCGAUUGCAGGCCCAAGCACCGGUCCCAAAGUUCUGCGCAAACCGAAGCGUGCAAAGGCGUACGGCGACGGCACAGAGCUCGACGGAUUCGACGAUCUGCCAACCGAUAGCCAUAAGGAGAGCCAAUAUCGCGUCACGCCGAAGGGGUACGGCAACCGCGUGCCCGGCGCAAGCUACUCUCCUCGCAAGAGUGCCGAGGGAAGUAACGCGAAGAAUACUGGCACUAUGCGCCGCGGCAAAUCCAGACGCGAUCUCGGUACAGACUCGGGCACUGAAUCGCUACGGGCGUCCGCGGCACCAGUCCGCACGCUGAAGCGGACAGCGUCGAGUCGUAUCGACAUGAACAAAGCGGCAAGUCCGCCCGAACCGCCACGGCGGAAGAAGGUGCCUUCAUCUCCGCAACAACGUCGAAAACCGACGCUCAUACGAAAUCUGGGCGGCACGAGCGCUCCCAAAGUUGUCGGCGAGAUGCAGUGGAAUCCUGCAACGCUCAGAUGGGAGGGCAACGAUAACGCCCUGCGUGAUUUCGAUGCUGCGCUUGCGCCCACUCGUCCGGCGCUCAUCACGCAUCUGACGGGUAGCAGUGUUGGCUCGCCUGUGGGAUCCUUCGCCAAUGGCGCACGGCGUGUGGGCAACAUGGUGUUCGACCCCUCGCGAAUGUGCUGGAUAUCGACACUCGCACCUGAAGACGACGAACCGGACGUAUUCGCUGAUCUCGCUGACGAUGAGGGCGACUGGGAAGCACGGGGCGCGACUAUCCGUGCAUCUCAGCAGACCCAGUCAUCCGACUUGGCAAGUCAGCCUCCGAGUCCGGCCAGGAGCGUCAAGAGCCGCGUGAGGAGUCCAAGCGUCGAGUCGGUCUCAGACCGUGGUAGUCGAGCCAGCAUGGUCUGCGAUGUCGACGAGACGUUCUUCGACGCAUGUCGGCUAGCCGAAGAGCGGCAUAGCAAGGAGAUGCGCGGAUGGCGCGGGAAGCUUGAGGAUGGGUUCGAUGCGGACCGCUCGUUCUUGUAUGAAAUCCGAGCGCUCGCGACGAGGAAGUACUAG
Molecule: messenger RNA, 2580 nt
Organism: Peniophora sp. CBMAI 1063
Lineage: Eukaryota; Fungi; Basidiomycota; Agaricomycetes; Russulales; Peniophoraceae
Source: the annotation of a GenBank genome assembly